Messenger RNA from Populus trichocarpa (black cottonwood), 1696 nucleotides. RefSeq names its product cyclin-dependent kinase F-4. Gene Ontology annotation, biological process: intracellular signal transduction; protein phosphorylation. Gene Ontology annotation, molecular function: protein serine/threonine kinase activity; ATP binding. Gene Ontology annotation, cellular component: cytoplasm; nucleus. Lineage: Eukaryota; Viridiplantae; Streptophyta; Magnoliopsida; Malpighiales; Salicaceae. The record is from RefSeq and is a predicted model, not a curated record.
AUGAAUGAAGAAAGUGAUAAUUAUUUGCGCACAGACAGACAAAAGGGAUUUGCUUUUAGGGUUUUGUGCACUUGGGUUCGGUUUAAACUGCUAUCACAAUCCACAACGGUGUUUUAUCAAUCCAGGAAGUCAGCAACUUGGGGUUUCUGUAUCAUUAACAGUUCCUCUAGGUUUCUUCAUUGCUGGUCAGAUUUAUGGCAAUCAGUAUUUUCUAAUAAAACUCGGAUCGUUGGGUGCAAAAUCGGCAAGUACAAGGUAAUUAAAGAGCUCGGGGAGGGUACCUCUGGCAGUGUCCGGCAAGCGAUUAAUCGAGAGUCCGGUGAAAUAGUUGCCAUUAAACAGAUCAAGAGAAAGUACGACUCAUGGGAAAAAUGUCUGAAUUCGAGAGAAGUCAAGUGCUUAAAGAAGUUGAAUCAUCCUAACACUAUGAAGCUUAAGGAAAACAAAAACAACAUCUUGUAUUUGAUUUUCGAGUGCAUGGAAAAGAACCUUUAUCAAGUCAUUGAAGACAGGAAAACCCGGUUCACAGGAGCAGAAAUCAGGAACUUGUGUCGCCAGGUGUUUCAGGGUCUUGAUUACAUGCACAAGCAAGGUUAUUUUCACCGUGACCUGAAGCCAGAGAACUUCUUGGUUACCAGAGACGCUGUCAAGAUUGCCGACUUUGGUCUUGCAAGAGAAAUCAAUUCAAAACCUCCAUAUACACAAUAUGUCUGCUCUCGCUGGUAUCGAGCGCCUGAAAAUAUCCUGCACUCGUAUUCUUAUAGUUCUAAAGUUGAUAUGUGGGCUAUGGGUGCUAUCAUGGCUGAGUUAUUCAAUCUAUGUCCACUCUUUCCUGGUACCAGUGGAGCAAACCAGAUGUACAGAAUAUGCAGUGUACGAGGCACUCCAAAUAUGGAUUCAUGGGCUGAAGGAAAUCAUCUCGCGAGGACUAUUAAGUACAAAUUUCCAAAGUUUGAUGGUGCCCGGCUUUCUGCAGUGAUACCUUCUGCUAGUAAGGAUGCUAUCAACCUUAUUUCAAUGCUUAUUUCUUGGAAUCCUUGCGAUCGGCCCACCGCUGAGGAGGCCUUGAAACAUCCUUUCUUCAGGAGUUGCUUUUAUAUUCCUUUCCUUCGCUUCAGGACCACUGCUAAUAGAGCUAUUUUAUCAGCUAGAACAAGUGGAGAAUCAGAGCAGAAAUGUGACGGGAGAUAUCAUGGGGCUUUGUCUAAUUCAAGUCUUGAUUACAGUUUUCCUUUCCCCAACAUGUCACACGCUUGUUCGAGGACUAUUGUACAUUGCAACUUCAACAGGGCUAACAACCGGGAUGUUUCAAGUCCUGCCAAGCAAUUCAGAUUUGAGCCACAAUCUAUUAACAUGGGCAGAACUGCUGUGCGUUGAGUUCCAGAUACAGCUGGCAUAUUGGCAAACAUGACAAUUGGUUCACGCAGGCAAUUUGCGGAACAGCCAAGGUUACUUCCUUUGAAGGCUGGAGUGCAAGGACUCCAGUCUGCUGACAUGUUUAUCUGACCAACUCAACGAUUUCAUCAUGGCAGAGUCUACACAAGGAAAGUUGCAGUCUGAAUGAAAACAUAAGCUAGAAGAUACUAUCAUUAUGAGGUGUUUGCAAGAACACCUUUUGUUUAAUUGUCUUUUUGAAGAAUCAUGUGUUGAAGUUGGUUAUUAUCUCACGAUAGAAGAAACAAAUACAGUAUAGACA